GGCGGCGAGCGUGUUUUUCGUAGCAAGUUUCCGGCUGUAACUUAAUUGUCCGUAAAAAUGGUUUCCCUAAACCCGCUGAGAAUUCUGAAGAAUGAAGCAGAGGAGGAGAAAGGGGAAAUCGCGCGCCUGUCCUCGUUCGUCGGCGCCAUCGCCAUCGGCGAGCUGGUGAAGAGCACGCUCGGGCCGAAAGGCAUGGACAAGAUCCUAGUCGCCCACGGGCGCAGUGCGGGCCAGAUCGAGGUGACGAACGACGGGGCAACGAUCCUGAAAGCGGUCGGGGUCGACAAUCCGGCGGCCAAAAUCCUCGUGGACAUGUCGCGCGUUCAGGACGACGAAGUAGGCGACGGGACCACAUCCGUCACGGUGCUGGCUGCCGAGUUGAUCCGCGAGGCCGAGAAGCUGGUGGAGCAAAAGCUUCACCCACAGACCAUCAUCGCCGGCUGGCGCCUGGCCGCGAACGUGGCCCGCGCCGAGCUGCAAUCGGCGGCCGCCGACAAUUCGGCCAACGCGGAGCGCUUCCGGGAGGAUCUGAUGAACAUUGCCCGCACGACGCUCAGCUCCAAGAUUCUGUCGCAGCACAAAGAGUACUUCGCCAAGCUAGCUGUGGACGCGGUCCUACGCCUGAAGGGCUCGGGCUCGCUAACGGCCAUUCAACGCAUCAAGAAACUGGGCGGCUGCCUGGAGGAGUCGUUCCUCGACGAUGGUUUCCUGCUCGACAAGAUGCCGGGUGUCCACCAGCCGCAGACGGUGAAGAACGCAAGAAUCCUGAUCGCCAACACGCCGAUGGACGCGGACAAGAUCAAGGUGUUCGGUUCGUCGAUCAAGGUGGACUCGAUGAGCAAGAUCGCCGAGCUGGAGGUGGCGGAGAAGGAGAAGAUGAAGGAGAAGGUCGACAAAAUCCUGGGACACAACAUCAACGUGUUCAUCAACCGGCAGCUGAUCUACAACUAUCCCGAGCAGCUGUUUGCCGACGCGGGCAUUAUGGCCAUUGAGCACGCCGAUUUCGAUGGUAUCGAGCGGCUGGCGCUGGUCACCGGUGGAGAGAUUGUGUCCACCUUCGAGAACCCGGAACUGGUGAAGCUCGGCAAGUGCGAUCUGAUCGAGCAGGUGAUGAUCGGUGAGGACACGCUGCUCCGGUUUUCCGGUGUGCCCCUCGGCGAAGCUUGCACGAUCGUAAUCCGCGGCGCGACGCAACAGAUCAUCGACGAAGCGGAACGAUCGCUGCACGAUGCCCUGUGCGUGCUGGCGGCGACGGUGAAGGAAUCGCGCAUCGUAUACGGUGGCGGAUGUUCCGAAACCCUGAUGGCUACGGCCGUGUUUAAGCUGGCCGCGGAAACUGCCGGUAAGGAGGCGAUGGCCAUUGAAUCAUUCGGACGCGCCCUGAUGCAGCUGCCAACGAUCAUCGCCGACAACGCGGGCUACGAUUCGGCCCAGCUCGUGUCGGAGCUGCGCGCUGGCCACUCGCAGGGCAAGGCAACGCUCGGCCUGGACAUGAACAAUGGCAAGGUGGGCUGCAUGAAGGAGUUGGGCAUCACAGAAUCGUUCGCCGUCAAGCGGCAGGUGCUGCUGUCGGCCGCCGAAGCCGCCGAGAUGAUUGUCCGCGUGGAUAACAUCCUGAAGAGUGCUCCGCGUCGUCGCGUCCCGGACCGUGGCUACUGCUAAGCUGGUUCUUUUACGCUAUUAAUUUGAGCUCAUUGCAUUUCCCUCCCAUCAUUUUGCGGUCGUUCCGUUUCUCUAUAUCCGAGUGUCUUCGGGUGCUCUCCUUCUUUAACUUCAUUCACGUCACUUUACUAACCGCCUUGUUUGCACCAUUGUAUUACCAAGAGGCGAUUCCACGGAGAGCAGAAAAGCAUCGCAUCUUAUGGCCUUUGCCUUUUGUCGUGGAGAGCGCGUAACAAUUAUAAUAAUGUCCUUGUGAAGGAUCUUUGGACCAUCGGUUGGUCGGGCAUUCGAUUGAAAACACAAAUAA
Messenger RNA from Anopheles bellator, 1969 nucleotides. RefSeq names its product T-complex protein 1 subunit beta (gene CCT2). The transcript has a single exon. Gene Ontology annotation, cellular component: chaperonin-containing T-complex; cytosol. The record is from RefSeq and is a predicted model, not a curated record. Gene Ontology annotation, biological process: protein folding. Gene Ontology annotation, molecular function: ATP binding; ATP-dependent protein folding chaperone; ATP hydrolysis activity. Lineage: Eukaryota; Metazoa; Arthropoda; Insecta; Diptera; Culicidae. The coding region runs from base 58 to 1662 and encodes 534 amino acids.